Molecule: messenger RNA, 2161 nt
Organism: Nymphaea colorata (pocket water lily)
Lineage: Eukaryota; Viridiplantae; Streptophyta; Magnoliopsida; Nymphaeales; Nymphaeaceae
Product: outer envelope protein 64, mitochondrial
Exons: 14
Coding region: 1-1884 (627 amino acids)
Molecular function (GO): protein binding
Source: RefSeq, a predicted model, not a curated record
AUGCGUAUGUACAUUUUCGAAAAUUGCCGGUCACCGGUCGCCCUCCGGGAAGAUAGUUUAGAGACGGCCAAACUGGAUACCUCUUCGUCCCUCAGUCUGAGCAAGCUUCAUGUCUCCUCCGCCAAGGUCUGGAUCAUCGUCGGCCUUGGCGUCGCUGGGAUCAUCCUUCUCAGCCGGAGGCGUCUGAAGUCGACUGCCCGACUGAAGGAUCUUGGCGCCUUCAUCGAUCGCUUCGUCCUCUUACCAUCCCCGCAGCCGCCCCCUCCUGCCGCCCGUCUCCCCCUGACUGAUCUCGUUUUCGCCGUCAAGGACGUUUUCGAUGUCAAGGGGUAUGUGACGGGGUUCGGGAACCCCGACUGGAAGGCGACACAUGAGCCGGCCACGCGGACUGCGGCGGCCGUCUCUUCCCUCUUAAAGCAAGGCGCCGCUUGCGCUGGAAAGACGAUGUUGGAUGAAUUUGCGUUGGGCUUUACUGGGGAAAAUAAACACUAUGGAACUCCUAUGAAUCCAGAAGAGCCAUCACAAAUUCCAGGAGGAUCUUCAAGUGGUUCUGCUGUUGCCGUUGCUGGUGAAUUGGUGGACUUUGCACUUGGUACUGACACUGUUGGAUGCGUGAGAAUACCAGCUGCAUGCUGUGGAAUUCUAGGGUUUCGUCCCUCUCAUGGCUCUGUUCCCACAGCUGGAGUUCUGCAGAAUUCUCCAAGUCUGGAUACAAUAGGAUGGCUUGCGAAAGACCCUUCAGUUUUACGGGAGGUAGGGCAUGUGCUAUUGCAGUUAGCGCCUGGGAAUCUCCGAAGGUCAAGGAGGUUUAUAUUUGCUGAUGAUUGCUUUCAGCUAUCAACAGUUCCUAAGCAAAAGUCAGUUUGUGUUAUUGAGAAGGCAACAGAGAAGUUGUCUGGCUAUCAACCUCCAAAGCAUAUCAAUCUUGGCCAAUACAUUGCUUCUGCUGUUCCAAGUUUAAGGGGGUUUCAUGAACCUUCAGUAACUGUACAACAAGGAACAUCUACUCUAAGAGUUCUUUCAUAUGUGAUGGCACUACUGCAAAGAUAUGAAUUCCGAGUGAACUACGAGGAAUGGUUCAAUAAAAUGAAGCCAAGUUUGGGGCCAGACGUCUCUGCUCAAGUGCACUCAGCAAUGAACAGCACAGAAGAAAACAUCAAGUCUUGCUACAAAGUCAAGUCCGAAAUGAGGUCUGCAUUGAAUGGCCUCUUGAAGGAUGAUGGAAUAUUAGUGGUCCCAACAAUUCCCGAGCCUCCGCCUAGAGUUAACUCAAAGAAAAGCUCAUACAAUCAGUUCCAAAAUAGGGCAUCUGUAUUAAUGAGUCUUGCUACGCUUUCCGGUUGCUGUCAGGUCUCCAUUCCACUUGGGAAGCAUGAUGGUUCUUCCAUCUCGGUUUCAUUAAUAGCAUCAUAUGGUGGGGACAAGUUUCUACUUGAUACAGUCUUAGACAUGUACUCCUCACUUAGAGAAGCAGCUGAUGCUGCAUCUAAUUUACCCCCAGUUCCUGAUACUGAUGGAGACAUGGAUACUGCUGAGCUUUUCAAAGAGAAGGGAAAUGCUGCAUUCAAGGGAAGGCAGUGGAAUAAGGCUGUAAAAUUUUAUACUGAAGCUAUUAAGUUAAACAGGACAACUGCAACCUAUUAUAGUAAUAGAGCCGCUGCCUAUUUGGAGUUGGGAUGCUUUCAACAGGCUGAAUCUGAUUGUAAUGAGGCAAUCUUACUUGAUAAGAAGAAUGUAAAGGCAUAUUUGAGACGAGGUACAGCAAAGGAAAUGCUAUAUUUCUACAGGGAUGCAAAUGAAGAUUUCAAGCAUGCCCUUGUCCUGGAACCACAAAACAAGGCUGCCCUUUCUGCAACGAAGAGGCUCAAGAAGUUGAUGGAAUAAGAUUUUUUAAGUUUGCUUUUGUCUCGCUCAUCCACAUCCCAUUUGAGUGUGAGUGGUACUGUUUCCACAGCUAUCAUCGAAAAUUUUCCAUGCACAGGCUGUAGGUUUGGCUUUCUCAGCCAUAUUGAAUCUGCUCAUAGAAGCAGGUAAUGUAAUAAAUUAUCUUUUUUUUGUCACCAUUUCUCUGUAAUUAUAUGCAUUUUACAUAUGACAGUUGUCAAUUUCUUAAUGAACAAGAGAUUUCACUAUGAACAUUAGUCAGCUAUUAGAGUUUUAA